AGUAGCCCUGCCCCUCCACGUGACCAACGGCCGCGCGCCCUGCCCGCCCCGUCCCCUCGCUAAGGGGAGGGUCCUGGGCCCCGGGCGGCGAUCGCCAGGUCUCAGGGUUGGGGCUACUCGAGUCUCCGUUUCCUCUCAGUCCAUCCACCCUUCCUGGAUGGGGCCAGAGCCCUCUCUCUAGAAUCUGAGCAGCAAUGCCGUUUGCUGAAGACAAGACCUAUAAGUAUAUCUGCCGCAAUUUCAGCAAUUUUUGCAACGUGGAUGUUGUAGAGAUUCUGCCUUACCUGCCCUGCCUCACAGCAAGAGACCAGGAUCGACUGCGGGCCACCUGCACACUCUCAGGGAACCGGGACACCCUCUGGCAUCUCUUCAGUACCCUUCAGCGGCGGCCCGGCUGGGUUGAGUCCUUCAUUGCGGCGCUGAGGGACUGUGAGCUAGCUGAUCUCGCAGACGAAGUGGCCUGUGUCUACCAGAGCUACCAGCCUCGGACCUCGGACCGUCCCCUAGACCCACUGGAGCCACCGUCACUUCCUGCUGAGAGGCCAGGGCCCCCCACACCUGCUGCGGCCCACAGUAUCCCCUACAACGGCUACAGAGAGAAGGAGCCAAGUUACCCCAUGCCUGUCCAGGAGACCCAGGCGCCAGAGUCCCCAGGAGAGAGUUCAGAGCAAGCCCCACAGACACUCAACCCCAGAGUCAUCCCAAGGAGUCCAGAUGGUGGCCCCCUGGAGCCCUCCUCUGACCUGGCAGCCCUCAGCCCUCUGACCUCCAGCGGGCAUCAGGAGCAGGACACAGAACUGGGCAGUACCCACACAGCAGAUGCGACCUCCAGCCUCACACCAUCCCGUGGGCCUGUGUCUCCAUCUGUCUCCUUCCAGCCCCUGGCCCGUUCCACCCCCAGGGCAAGCCGCUUGCCUGGACCUGCAGGGUCAGUUGUAUCUACUGGCACCUCCUCCUCCUCCUCCUCAUCCCCUGGCUUGGCCUCUGCAGGGGCUGCAGAGGGUGAACAGGGUGCAGAGAGUGACGAGGCCGAGCCUAUCAUCUGCUCCAGUGGGGCAGAGGCACCUGCCAACUCUCUGCCCUCCAAAGUGCCUACCACCUUGAUGCCUGUGAACACAGUGGCCCCGAAAGUGCCUGCCAACCCAGCAUCUGCCAGCACAGUGCCCUCCAAGUUGCCAACUAGCUCAAAGCCCCCUGGUACAGUACCUUCUGUGUUCACCAAUCCAGCACCAUCCAAAUUGCCCAUCAACUCAACCCGUGCUGGCAUGGUGCUAUCCAAAGUGCCUACUAGCAUGGUGCGCACCAAGGUGUCUGACAGCACAGUCCCCACUGACAGGAGCAGCAGAACUGAGGAGACCCCAGCAGCUCCAACACCUGCAGGCGCCACUGGAGGCCGCUCAGCCUGGCCUCCAGCUCUGAGAACGGGAGACAGCAGCUCUGAGAACGGGAGCUUUGAGUUGGAGCUGAGUAAGCCUGGCAUGCUGGUAUCCCAGGCAGACAGCCAGUUCUCAGGCUGCUCCGAGGAUCUUGCCAUCAGCGCCAGCACCUCCUUGGGCAUGGGGCCCUGCCAUGGCCCAGAGGAGAAUGAGUACAAGUCCGAGGGCACCUUUGGGAUCCACGUGGCUGAGAACCCCAGCAUCCAGCUCAAGGGCAACCCUGGGCCACCUGCGGACCCGCAGGGUGGCCCCAGGCCACACAUCGACCAGAAGUUCCAGGAGUGGGAGGUGCCAUGCCACAGGCCCUCACCUGGGGCUCUGUGGCUCCAGGCGGCUCUGGCAGGGGUGCUGGUAGUCACAUUCCUGGUAGCGAUGUACCGGCGGCGCCUGCACUAGUGAAGCCCUGGGCCCUUCCCACCACUCAUCUGCUCCAUUCCUGCAGUACAACUCACCCCUCUCCGAAGCCCCUUGUCCCUUUCUUGGGGAUGGUGGAGGCUGGGUCAGAGGGAGCUAAGGGACUGCAGGCCUGCCUGCAGGACGUGCUUUGGCUGAACCAAGUCCUUAGAGCAGCAUCUCUGUUCCCACUGUGCCCUGUGUGGGUCCCCGUCCUUGGCUUUCUGGGUCCUGGGCUGCCCCCAGUGCUCCAGACCUUCCCCACUGGCAAUCCAUGUUAUCAUCCAUGUCCUCCAGAGGAGCUUCCUCCUCCAGGUCUCAGCCCUGUUGGCCCAAGUGGAUCAGGAGGGAUCACUGGAGCACACGGUGCUUGGGAAUGCUUCUCCUGUUGCAUUGGUCCCCGAAGGCCUCAGGGCAGGUGUGUGGUGUGUGGGCGACUCCACAAGACCUGGCUCCCACCCUGGCAGCCCAGCCUGAGACCGUUGCACUGAGGCAGGCAGGAGCGGCAGGGUGGCUGCUCUCCAGGAGCCCAACUGCCUUGGGUUCCUGCCCCACUGGGUCCCCUCCCCUGCUGGGCAAUCCUGGGAAGGUCUGGAGGUUCCUGUGGACCUCAGAGAAGCCAGGGGCAGGUGCCAGUCCUGAGGAAGACCUCUGGAGCUCCUCUCUAGCCUCCUCUUUCCCUCCCCUCUGGUCUUCAGUCUCUUCAGCUCCCUACGUGGGCUGGGGAGGAGACACCUGGCGGGCAGAGCUCAGGCAGAGGUUUGGAUUUCAGCUCCCUCCCUUCCUAGGCUGUGUGGCUUUGGCGGAUGUCAGAUUUCUGGUUUUGCUUCUCCAUGUGGACAGUGAGUAUCUGGCUCAUUCUUCACUGGGUUCUUCUGAGAUUGAACCUACAGGUGUUUGCCAAGUGCCUGGCCCAGAGCAAGUAGCCACUAACUGCUUCUCCCACCUCUCUCCUGCCCAACCUGGUAGAGCUGAGGGCAUGAGAGGCAGAGUGCACAGUGGUUAAGGGUGCAGCUCUGCAGCACAGGCAGCCUAGGCCUGCAUCCUGCCCUGCCUCUCACCAGCUCUGUGACCUUGGGCAAGGGAUUUAUCUGUCUGUGCCUUAGUUUUCUCACCUGUAAAAGGAGGAUGAGUAUAUAUAUGUAUUUCCCAGUGUUGUGAGGAUUAAAGGAGUUUAUCGAUGUAGAUUUUAGGAUGAGUCCUGGCAUUUACCAAGGGUUGGAAUUGUGUUAUUAUCACUAUUAAGUGUUGAGGGGCCAAGCGUGGUGGGCAACAGGGCCCCAUCUCUACAAAAAAGUUUAAAAAAUUAGCCAGGUGUGCUGGUGCAUCUGUCGUCUUAGCUAUUUGGGAGGCUGAGGUGGGAGGAUCACUUGAGCCCAGAAGCUUGUAGCUGCAGUGAGCUAGGAUCGUGCCACCACACUCCAACCUGGGUGACAGAGUGAGACCCUGUCUCAAGAAAAAAAAAAAAAGAUGCAGAGAAACAGGAGCCUUGGCUACUCCUUUAGAGGCAGACUCAGACCCUCCUGCCUCACAGCUUUAUCUUUGUAUUUGCCCCUUACUUUAUCUUGUGCCUUGAGAAAUUGCUGGGGAGAGAGGUGUGUCCACUGGGCAGCUGUACAGGGUGGAGGCUCUAGGGUGUUUCCACUCCCAGCAGCCAGGUUCCCCCAUCCCAAGUUCACCCACUGGUGGGGAGAUUAGCUACAAUAACACCAGAAACACAUUGGGGUGGACUGAGGGUAUCCUUGUGGGUUCUUUUCAGGCAGCCAUUGCUGGACAAGGCACAGGAGCCACCUCCAUUUCUGAGCUCUGCAAGGGACAAGAACUAGAGCCAUCGGGGGUGGGGCUCACUCUGGCCCCUCCCCAAGCUGUCAGCCUCCAGGGAUCUACACUCUGCCUUGGCUGCUACAUCCUUUUCACUCCACUGCCUUAGGAGAGUUCAGCAACCUAAUGACCUCUAUCUCUGAACAUCUCUUCGUCCCAUGCUCCAAGUCCAGCAACCUACACCAUGAAACCAGGAGUGGACCCUACCCAAGCUGUCUGUACUACUCCCCAUCCCUCACCACCAAUCUUAAAAAGCCCUCUGUCCCCCCACCCUAAACCCCAGUUAGGUACCCAUGCUGGGCAGGUCACUUAACAAUUUAUGUACAAGUACUAGUUUUAGUGUAUUACCAUCACAGGGUAGCUUUGAAAAAAGCAUUUCAAAAAGGCAACAUGGGCUGAGCACGGUGGCUCACGCCUGUAAUCCCAGCACUUUGGGAGGCCGAGGUGGGCUGAUUGCCUGAGGUUGGGAAUUCAAGACUAGCCUGGCCAACGUGGUGAAACCCCGUCUCUACUAAAAAUACGAAAAUUAGCCAGGUGUGGUGGCACGCAUCUGUAAUCCCAGCUACUCGGGAGGCUGAGGCACGAGAAUUGCGUGAACUCAGGAGGCGGAGGUUGCAGUGAGCCAAGACUGUGCCACUGCACUCCAGCCUGGGUGACAGAGUGGUACUCUGUUUCAAAAAAAAAGGCAAUAUGUAGCCGCGAAGACUGUUGCCCAAGUGGUAGAAUUUUAGCACAGUACAAGCCUAGGUAAAAAAUACAAAAAGUAACAGGGCAUGGUGGCACUCAUCUAUAGUCCUAGCUACGUGGGAGGCUGAGGUGGGAAGAUCACUUGAGCCCAUCAGGAGGCGGAGGAUGCAGUGAGCUGAGAUCGCAGCACUGCACUCCAGCCUGGGUGAUAGAAUGAGACUCUGUCUCAAGAAAAAAAAAAAAAAAAAAAAAAAAAUUUAGCACAGUAACCAGCCCUUAUGGGAGAUACCCUGGGUAAGGCAUGUAGAAAGGGUUGAGGGACCUUCCCAGCCCCACCUCCCAUGUUGUUUUUUUUUUUUUUUUUUUUUUUUUUUUUAAGAGAAUCACCUAGCCUGGAGCGAAGUGGUGCAAUCAUAACUCACUGUAUCCUCAAACUCCUGGGCUUCAGCGAUCCUCCUGCCUCAGCCUUCUGAGUAACUAGGACUUCAGGUGCAUGCCACCACGCCUGGCUAAAUUUUUUUUUCUUUUUUUUUGAAAAGAAAAAAAGAGUGAGACUCCAUUACUCAGGCUGGAGUGCAGUGGUGCGAUCUCGGCUCACUGCGACCUCCACCUCCCGGGUUCAUGCCAUUUUCCUGCCUCAGCCUCCCGAGUAGCGGGGACUACAGGUGCCAGCCAUCACACCCGGCUAAUUUUUUUGUAUUUUUAGUAGAGACGGGGUUUCACCAUGUUAGCCAGGAUGGUCUCAAUCUCCUGACCUUGCUAUCCACCUGCCUCGGCCUCCCAGAGUGCUGGGAUUACAGGUGUGAGCCACUGCGCCCGGCCAAAUUAAAUUUUUUGUAGAGAUGAGGUCAUGCUGUUAUGUUGCCCAGGUUGGCCUCACAUGAGAUCUUGCCUUAGCCUCCCAAAGUGCUGGGAUUACAGAUGUGAGACACUGCACCCGACCCCCACCACUUUUUUUUUUUCUUUUUUCUUUUUUUGAGACAGUCUUAUUCCGUUGCCCAGGCUGCUGGAGUGCAGUGGGAUGAUCUUGGCUCACUGCAACCUCUGCCUCCCGGGUUCAAGCAAUUCUCCUGCCUCAGACUCCUGAGUAGCUGGGAUUACAGAGGCCUGCCACCACACCUGACUAAUUUUUGUAUUUUUAGUAGAGACGGGGUUUCUCCAUGUUGGCCAGGCUGUUCUUGAACUCCUGACCUCAAGUGCUCCACCCGCUUUGGCCUCCCAAAGUGCUGGGAUUACAGGCAUGAGCCACUGUGCCUGGCUGACCCCAGCACCUUUCAAAUGAUGCCACCCAAAAGCCGUGACUUGGCCUACUUUGAACAGUGACCUUGUUGCUGCUGUUGUCAACCCGAAGGCCUCUCAAAUGCCAGCUUCAAGCAGGGUGUGAACUGGCCAGUGUCAAAUCUCAGGAGUCCUGUGUUGGGAGUGUAGCUUUCAGCUGCGGGGAGCUGCACUUAGUGGGGAAAGCCAGGCAGGUCACCCUCACAGCCGGAUAAUGUGGAGGUCAGAACCUAAGGAAGGGAGUGAGACCUCCACCCCCAGUGGGGGACCUGGCCACCCAUCCUUGGGGACCUGAGAAAGCAUACUUCACCUUGGGGUGAAGGCUGGGUGGGGCCAGAGGGACCAGUGCCCUCCUCAGUGCUUAGGGGCAGAGCCACCUGCAGCAACGGUAUCUUAUUAGCCCCUCUCCACCUUCUUUCUCCUGCUGAAUCAUUUCCCUCAAAGCCCAAGACCUGUCACUGCUUCUUUCCCCCUGGGAAGAAUGCGUGGACUCUGCCUGGUGUCAGACUGAAGCCAGAACAGUGCCACACCCUCACCUUAAUUCCUUGCUAGAUAUUCUCAGAUUUAUGAGACUUUAGUCAAAGAUGAGGGAGGCUGGAUGUGGUGGCUCAUGCCUGUAAUCCCAGCACUUUGGGAAGCCAAGGUGGGAGGAUCCUUUGAAGCCAGGAGUUUGAGACAAGCCUGGGCAAUAAAGCAAGACCCUAUCUCUACCAAAAAAAAAAAAAAAAUCUAGGAGAUGCUCUUUUCCCUUACUGGCCUCAAAUUAUUAAUAGUUCCUUUGAGCAACAUUAUUUAUUGUGAACUUUCAAACCCAAAAAAGUAGAGAGAGUAGAAUAACAAAUCUCCAUGAGCCCAUCACCCAACUUCAAUAAUUAUCAAUUCAUGGCCAUCUUGUUCACCCCUGACUGCUUCCCCUCAUUCUGCACAGGUUCUUUUUUUUUUUUUAACUUUUUUUUUUUUUUUGAGACGGAGUGUUGCUCUGUUGCCCAGGCUGGAGUGCAGUGGCUCAACUUUGGCUCACUGCAACCUCCGCCUCCCGGGUUCAAGUGAUUCUCCUGCUUCAGCCUCCCAAGUAGCUGGAAUUAGAGGUGCCUGCCACCACACCUGGCUAAUUUUCGUAUUUUUGUUAGAGAUGGGGUUUCACCAUGUUGGCCAGGCUGGUCUCAAACUCCUGACCUCAAGUGAUCUGCCCGCUUCAGCCUCCCAAAAUGCUGGGAUUACAGGUGUGAGCCACGGUGCCUCGCCACUGUACAGGUUCUUUAUAGAAGUUGGAGAGUGAAGGGUUGAGAAAGCCAAGGGGCAGACGUCUGUCUGGAGGAUUUUGUGCCAAACGCCCUCUCUUUGCUCCCAGGCAGCAUGAAGUAACAAUGAGGCAUCCACCUCUUGGUUUUGUGGCCUCUGUGGAUGAUGUCUCUCUCCUUGAACCAAUUCAGAGCUGAAGUAGCGCUGCAUCCUGUCUUAGGAGGAGGGGCUGAAGUGGGUUCCUCUGUUGUCAAGCUCUUUGGAGGUGCCUGGCUGCUACUACUGUCCCAGAGAGGUGAUGAUGAAUGAUAGGUGUGUCCAGCAGCAGUCUGCCCCACUGAGGCAAGGGCUUCCACUAGGCCCUGACAGAGCCCUUCCAGCAGGCAGAAAUCCCCGUGUUGGGCAAGAUUCAAACUCUGGAGCAUGUCUCCUGCUUCCAUCUCUUAGGAAUGGAGUCCUUCAGGCCUUGAGACCCACGUUUUCCAUGAUGCUCCAUUAAGCAGCAGAUAGCACCCCCACCUCCAGGGAAAGUGAGUCCAGAGUCCUUGGUCUAAUGCAUCUGGGUUGAAAUUGAUUCCUCUCCCUGUGUUCACCUUUCUACUCUUUUUCCUUUAGCCCAAGGCUAUGAAGGCCUCAUUUGGUGCUGGGCAUGGUCACUCCCAGCAUUCCUCACUCUGUUGCUAAAAGCAACAGCAAUAAUAAGGAUUACAAGGUACUCCAUACCUUACUGUCUGCCAGGCAUUACGCUAAGUGCUUCACAUAUAUUAACUCAUUUAAUCCCCACAAUGACCCUAUGAAAGCUAUACCAUCUCAACCCAAUUGACAGCUGGUUUGCAAGAUUAGGAGGGAUGAAGGACCCGGGGGACAAUGUGAGGGAAAACUCUAGCCCUGGGGCCCCAGGCUGGAUGCUCUUUAUGUCUGUGAAUCACAGCCUGUCACCUGUCUGGAGUCAGGGACCCCACUUAAAGUGAGAUUUUGGCUGGACGUGGUGGAUCACACCUGUAAUCCCGGCACUUUAGGAGACCAAGGCAGAAGGACUGCUUGAGUUCAGGAGUUCAAAACCAGUGUGGGUAACAGCUAGACUCUAUCUCUACAAAAAAUUUAAAAAUUAGCUUGGUGUGGUGAUACGUGCCUAUAGUUCCAGCUACUCAGGAGGCUGAGGUGGGAGGAUCACUUGAGCACAAGAGUUUGAAGUCACAGUGAGCUAUGAUGGCACCACUGCACUUCAGCCUGGGCAACAGAGGGAGACCCUGUCUCUAAAAUACAUAGAGAUUUUCACACCAACACAUCCCUGCCCAGUAUGCCAAGAUCUGCCACCUGCUAUAAUAGUACUAUAACACUCAAUAUGUAAUUAAUGUAGUCUCAGGGAUGUUGUGACAAUAUGAUUACAACUAUCAUGUGUGUGCCCAGCCAGGCUCAAUGCCCCAAGGCUGGGUGAGGUGGGGCAGGGGACACAGCCUAAAAUACCAGGCCUCAGGAAGCCACUUGGCUUAGCAGACAUUGUUUAUUAAAGGAGUUCCCUAUGCCAGAUUGAAGGCCUAAGAUGAUUAAGACACUAUGAGUGCCUUCAAGUGGUUGGGGACGUUCAUGAGGUGUGGUGCAGACAAACAGGCUUUCACAUCAUUCUUUUAUAUAAUCAUCAACAGAUAUUUGCAUCUGCGUGUGCAGAGCAUUGGGAUAGGCCUCAGUGGCACAUACUAAUACAGCAAAGACCCCACCCGAUGGGCCCCCUCCCACCACCCACCAAUACAGUAGGGGGUGGUCUAAUGGAGUGUUCCUGGAACAUGAACGGGGGCAGGCAUUAGGGGUGGCAAGGGGACAGGUGUUAAUCUGAUCAGUUAUGUACUGUUUAUAAUAACUAAAUCAGGGGAGGAGGAGUAAUACUUAGAGCCUAUAGAGAGUAAAUCUGACAAAAUGUUGACGAAAAUAUGGAGGAAAUGAAACUCUCAAGGGUUCUGCAGGGAAUCUGAGUCAGUGCUGUGGUCUGAAUGUAUGUGUCCCCUUUGAAUUCAUAUGUUGAAACCUAACCCCCAAAGUGAUAGCAUUAAGAGGUGGGCCUUUGGGGCUGGGCAUGGUGGCUUGUGAUUAUAAUCCUAGCACUUUGGGAAGCUGGCGGGGGGCAGAUCACUUGAAGCCAGGAGUCUGAGAUCAGCCUGGCCAACAUGGUAAAACCCUAUCUCUACUAAAAAUACAAAAAUUAGCCAGGUGUGGCGGUGUACAUCUGUAAUCCCAGCCACUUGGAGGCUGAGGCAGGAGAAUCGCUUGAACCCAGGAGGUGGAGAUUGCAGUGAGCCGGGAUCGCACCACUGCACUCCAGUGUGGGUGACACUGCGAGACUCCAUCUCAAAAAAAUAAUAAAAUGAAAUAAAGAUGUGGGGCCUUUGGGAGGUGGUUAGGUCACGAGGGUGGAGAUCAUGAAUGGGGUUAGCACCUUAUAAAAGAGGCGUGAGGAAGUCCUCUGUCACUUCCACCAUGUGAGGAUGCAGUCAGAAGGCACUGUAUCUCUGAAGCAGAGAGCCCACCCUGGACACUGGAUCUGCUGGCACCUUGAUCUUGGACUUCCCAGCCUCUAGAACUGUGAGAAAUAAUUUUUUGUUGUUUACAAAUUACCCAGGCUAAGGUGUUUCAUUGUAGCCUGAAUGGACCAAGUUGGUGUGACCCUGUUGGAAAACUGGCAGUAUCUACCAAAAGCCAAACAUACAUAUAAACUGUGAUCCAGCAGUUCCACUCCUGGGUGUGUACACCACACAAACAAGAGCUACGUCCACCGAGACACUGGCAAGAAUGUUUCUAACCACCACACUGACUGUAGCCCCAAACUCCAAAACAACCCAAAUGUCCAUCUACCAACCCAAAUGUCCAUCCACAGUUGAAGUUGCAGUGAAGUCACAGGGUUGAAUACUACUGUAGAACAACGAAUAUGAAUGAAAAUACUGCUAUGCACAGCAAUAUGGAUAAAUUUAACAGACAUGAGGUCAAGCAAAAGAGGUCAGAUUCCUCACCAUCAAGAGAGUAUUCAUUGUAUGAUUCUGUUCCUACAAAACGUACAGAAAUAAGCAAAACUGAUCCAUGGUGUUAGAAGCCAGGAGAACAGUUAACGGGAGGGAUACUGCGGAGGGGCAUCCUGGAGUGCUGGUCUACCUCCUCAUCUGGGUGUUGAUUUCACGAGUAUUGUCAGUUUGUGUCCAGACUCCCUGUUGGAGAUGUGGAAAUAAAGACCACCUAAACAAGAGCAGAGAGGCCGUUUAGCCCAAGUCUGCAAAGGAGUCAGCCAUGAUUGCCUGCAUUUGGCAGGGGUCAAAGGCAGGCAGGGACUGGGAAAUGUUAAUAGUGGGAAAAAAGGGAAAGCUUUGGGUGUACUGUGAUUGGAGAUUGUUGGCAUGGGGACAGAGUGGACUAGGCAUGGGGACAGAGCGGACUAACUGUGGAGGGUCAUCUUUAGUUGGUUGGGGGGGUAUAUUUGGCUUUCUCUGGUUGGUCUGGAGUUGGAAGAGGAGGUGUGGUGGCUGGGGAUUGAGAAGAAGCUGGCAGCCACUAAAUUCAGACUGUUCUGGAUCCGAUUGCUGCUGAGGCUGUGGUUUGGUUUCCUUGGCUUCCCAGGCAGGUUAUGGGUUUCUGGUCAGGGUCUAUUGUCAUAUGUGGCCUGGCCAUUGUCCGGUUGUAUGUUCAGUCUCUUGAAAGGAAGGGUAUUGACUCUGAGAGGGGCUGCCAUCGCUGGAAUGGGGGACACAUAGCACUUCCUCCAGCUGCCUACACCCCCCUGGGGUCAAUGGUGCCUGCCUGUGAGGGUGAGCCCAAUGGCUAGAGAGCGCUGCUCCAAGUCAUUGCUUACUACACCCACAAACAUUCUUUGUUCUUUAAGGCCUAAUUUAAAGCCCAUGUCCUACAGGAAACCUUGAUUAGACCCCUCUCUUUAUUAAGCUUCCUAAAUUUCUAUGGCUUACUUCAAACCCUGCUUUUGUGUAAAUGCUGACCUCCUUGCCUACAUUUUAAAAACCUAGAGCUGGGCAUGAUGGCCCCAGCCUGUAAUCCCAGUGAUUCAGGAGACUGAAGUGGGAGGAUUGCUAGAAGCCAGGAGUUUGAGACCAGCCUGGGUAACAUAGCUAGACCACAUCUCUUAAAAUAAAAUAAUUAAUUCAGCCAGGCAUGAUGAUAUGUGCCUGUGGUCCCAAAUACGUGGAAGGCUGAGGUGUGAGGAUCUUUGAGCCCAGGAGGUCGAGGCUACAGUAAGCUAUGAUCGCACCACUGUACUCCAGCCUGGGUGACAGAGCGAGACCCAGACUCAAAAAAUAAAAAUAAAAACCCUGAAUACCUUCCUUCUACUUCUUCAGUGCUGUUUUUAUUUUAAAAAAACAAAACCACGACUUUUAGCUGAAGUGUAAUGUAAAUGCUGUAAAAGGCAGUGACAGACAGAAGGGAGGUGGAGGGGUAGGAAGGGUGGAAGUCACAGGGCAGGCAAAAUGAAGAAGGGAAGCCCUGGGUUCUUGUCCGGCGUCUGCAGCUAGCUCCCACUUUCCUCAUCCUCCAGCACCUGUAAACUAUGAAGCUGGACCAGUUAUGUCAAAUCUGUCCUCCCCUAGAGCUCAGUCCCUCUGCCCUUGGGUGUCCCUGGAACAAGGCAGGCUAGGCUGCACCAGCUUCCUCCACCUCUGUCCCGCCUCCUCCAUCCCCAGGUGCCAUUCCCACACCAUCUGAAUCACUGAUUUCCUCGCAAUCAGACGCUAUCUUCUAGUUAAUCACUUCACUUGUAUUUAACAUAUGAAAAACCCUUUCAUUACCACAUACAGCUGGAAAUCGGCCUCUUGCAGGAGGCAUAUCCAAUGGAAUUGGAGAAGAGAGAAACUGGUACUUGGUGAAACAAUUAAUUUUUUUUCCUACUUGCUGUCACGAUGAUGUCCUUAGAAUUGUGAGCCCAUAGACACUUCUGUACAGUAAAUCUGCUAUUAUUA
Messenger RNA from Rhinopithecus roxellana (golden snub-nosed monkey), 11806 nucleotides. RefSeq names its product mitochondrial antiviral signaling protein (gene MAVS). Lineage: Eukaryota; Metazoa; Chordata; Mammalia; Primates; Cercopithecidae. The record is from RefSeq and is a predicted model, not a curated record. The transcript has 7 exons. Bases 195 to 1832 code for a protein of 545 amino acids.